Molecule: messenger RNA, 1482 nt
Organism: Plasmodium fragile
Lineage: Eukaryota; Apicomplexa; Aconoidasida; Haemosporida; Plasmodiidae
Exons: 1
Coding region: 1-1482 (493 amino acids)
Source: RefSeq, a predicted model, not a curated record
AUGCUGCGAGUGACGGGCAGGAUCCGCGGGGAAGUGGUCCCCCUGAGGAGGCACUACACCAACAACAGCCGUGGAAUGCUGAAGGAGUACGUAUAUACAAAAUACCGAAUCAGUUUGCCCCACAUCAGUAAUGUCAAGUACGACGACCUGUAUCUCUCGAGUCCAAGCAAAGAUGAUCUGUAUACAUUCACGAAGAAGGUCCCCAUUUUCCUUCGUUACUUAAAGUUAAUAACUUCCAUGGAAAAUAGGAAUGAAGAUUUUGUUGAAUUUGCAAGGAGAUGUGAAAGUGGCCUGACAACACAAAAGGACAUUUACCUAACCAAGGAAGAACUCCUAGAUUUAAUGUUCUUAAAUGGUUAUUCAAAAAAAGAAAUAAAUGCAUUAGAUUUAGCCUUUACCAACAGCUAUGAAUUCCAUUACCCUGAAAUUGCUGCCUUGUUCAAACUGGAGGAAGAAGACGUAUACAAAUUUUGUCUUAAAAAAAGAAGUGAAAAUCCUGAAAAAUUAUUUCACUUGAAAUUUAUGAAGGAAAAAAAUCUCCUCUCAUCAUAUGGCCUUAUAUUUGUUUUUCUUUAUUUUGGUUUAAAUAAUGUGGUGUUGAGUAAUGCUUGGUUUUUGUCCAAGACCAUCCCCUUCUUUUCUGUCUUCUACAUGCUAGCUGCUCAUUUUUAUAAAGAGAUAUGGGAUUUUUUAAAUAAGGAAAAGAACCUCAUGAUAAAACAAAAUGAGGACAAUAAAUUAGCCGCAGAAGAAAUUAUAUAUAACCAACUGAAAUUAUAUUCGAAGGAUACUGAGUGUAGUGCACACCUGAGUAACUUGAAGGAAUAUUGUAAUGAACUUAUUAAAUGUUAUAGAAGAGCUUAUAUAAAUGAAGAAAGGAAAAGAAUACAUGAACAGCUAGAACAAAAAUUAAAUGAAAUAUAUAACGCUGAAGUCAAGUAUAAAAACUCUUUACAACAAAUCCUGGUACAAGAAAUUGUUAAAAUGACAUACGAAAAGGUAGAGAGUGAUUCUAACUUCUACAACUCUAUCCUGAACGAUAGCAUAAAUAAUAUAAAGGGCAUCACACAAGACGACACAUUAAUUAAACAUGUGAAGACCCAGCUCAACUUUGUUAAAGAGCUAGAUAAACAAAACCCCCUUGUUAAAAACAUCCUCGCGCAGUACGAACAUAAGAAGGAAGGGUAUGUAAACCAGUUCGUGGUGCACAAGGACGAAGCAAACAAAGUCAAGGCUAUCACUUCCAAGUGCGGACUCGAUUUGAAUAAACUCAAUAAGGAAGACUAUGGGGAGUUGCUCAAACUGUACGGUGCUAUAAACAACCGGUUCGGUUUCUACACCAAUGACGAGGAAAUAUCUGCUGUUGUGCCCCGGGACGAGGACUCUAAACACGCUGCGGACACACUCAACCGGGCCAUCGCCAAUGCUAACCGCCAGAUGCGGGAGCGAAACUUGGUGGCCUUCAUGCAAGCCUUCCAGUAG